Messenger RNA from Penicillium paradoxum, 792 nucleotides. RefSeq names its product kinetochore Spc25 family protein. The transcript is spliced from 2 exons. Bases 1 to 792 code for a protein of 263 amino acids. Gene Ontology annotation, cellular component: Ndc80 complex. The record is from RefSeq and is a predicted model, not a curated record. NCBI's taxonomy places the organism in Eukaryota, Fungi, Ascomycota, Eurotiomycetes, Eurotiales, Aspergillaceae. Gene Ontology annotation, biological process: chromosome segregation.
AUGGCCUCUUCAUUCGAACCAUCGCUUUCAACUAGUGGCAUGCGCCCUCCCCUUGCCUCGGCGGAUGCGCCAUCAAUGGCAGACUCGCUCCCCAGCAUCAACUUUGGAUUCGAAGAUCUACGCAAUAGCAUGGCCCAAUUCACAGUCAAAUUUGAUGCAUUUAUCGAGCGCGGACGCAAACGGGUAUUGGAGGAACGAAACCAGUUUCACAUCAAUCUGGCUGAAUAUGAAGGCAUGCCGAUCUCCACCGACGAGCGCAUGCGGCAACGGGAUAUUGAAAUACUUUAUCUUAAGUCACAAACCCACGAACAAACACUCCAAAAGGAAGCUGCCGAGGCUGCCGAAAUGCACGCAGCUAUCUCAUCGAUCACCCUGGAACGUGAUUCCCGCCUCACCAAACGCGACCGUCUGAAGCAACAGAUUGCCGAGACCCAGAAGGCUAUCAAUCAGAAAUUGGAGGCCCAAAAAUCACAUGCACAGCACCUGGAUGCGCAAUCUCGUCUGAAUUUCCCCGAGUUGGAGUUCUGGCAGGAUUAUCUUUGUAUUCGGAUCGAAGGAGCCGGGCGUGAAGAUCGGUUAAAGUUUGUUUACAGCCAUUUACUCGAGAAAGACUGGGAGGCUGAGGCUUGGUUUGAACUGGGCACUGCCAGUCGUGACUACGAGGUUUUCCAUACGCGCCCGAAAGUUGACCGGGAUGCUUUGGAGCAUGUUGUUGAUCUCGUCAACGACGAUCGAGACUUUGGAGCUUUUUUGAAGCGGAUGCGCAAGUUGUUUGUGGAGGCGAUGAACUAA